GAGAGAGAGAGAGCAACCGUCGCCGCCGCGUUUCCUCCUCCUCGUUGAGAGAGCGACCAUGACGCAGCCGCCGCGUUUGCACCCACUCGUUGAGCAAGCGACCAAGACGCUGCCGCCGCUCGGCAAGAAGACGAAGGGGCGGCAGCGCAGGGAGAACCGCCGGGUGGAGAAGAAGGAGUCGCGGCAGGUGACCUUCUCCAAGCGCAAGUCCGGGCUCUGGAAGAAGGCCGCGGAGCUCGCCCUGCUCUGCCGCGCCAGCCUUGCCAUCGUCGUCUUCUCCGAGGCCGGCAAGGCGUUCGCCUUCGGCAGCCCCUCCACCGACGCUGUCCUGGGCUGCGCCGACGUCGACGGCAACGCCCUUGCUCCUGUUCCUGCUGCCGACGACGUGGAGUGGGAGGCCCUGGAGGCACUGUGCCAGGAGACGGAGGCCAUGGGCGUGGAGGUUGCGGCGGAGGCCGAGCGGAUGAGCGCCGUCGGGAAGAAGGUGGUGGAGGUGCAGACGCAGGCGGGGAAACGCUUCUGGUGGGAGGCGGACGUGGAGGCGCUCGGGGAGGCGGAGCUGCCGGUCUUCGCCAGGGCGCUUCAGCGCCUCCGGGACAACGUGCGCCGCCACGCCGACAAGUGGCCCUCCGCUCCACAGCCGCAGUAGUCCCGAGCUGGACGAGCUUCGGUUAAUCGCCAUUGUUCUUGGAUCAUCUUUGAGCUUCGGUUAAUUGCCAUUGCCAUUGUUCUUAGAUCAUCUUUGCUUAGGUGCCUUUUGCUAGUAGUGCUGUGUAAGAUUAGUGGGUAUUAUUGUUCACGGAUACAAUUGAC
This is a messenger RNA of Triticum dicoccoides, 813 nucleotides long. RefSeq names its product agamous-like MADS-box protein AGL61. NCBI's taxonomy places the organism in Eukaryota, Viridiplantae, Streptophyta, Magnoliopsida, Poales, Poaceae. The record is from RefSeq and is a predicted model, not a curated record. Bases 59 to 649 code for a protein of 196 amino acids. Gene Ontology annotation, molecular function: RNA polymerase II cis-regulatory region sequence-specific DNA binding; DNA-binding transcription factor activity, RNA polymerase II-specific; protein dimerization activity. Gene Ontology annotation, biological process: regulation of transcription by RNA polymerase II. The transcript has a single exon.